Leishmania major strain Friedlin is the source of this 1839-nucleotide messenger RNA. RefSeq lists its product as hypothetical. The transcript has a single exon. Gene Ontology annotation, biological process: protein histidyl modification to diphthamide. NCBI's taxonomy places the organism in Eukaryota, Euglenozoa, Kinetoplastea, Trypanosomatida, Trypanosomatidae. The record is from RefSeq and is a predicted model, not a curated record. Bases 1 to 1839 code for a protein of 612 amino acids. Gene Ontology annotation, molecular function: diphthine-ammonia ligase activity.
AUGAAGACGAUUGCACUUCUUUCCGGCGGCAAGGACAGCAUCCUUGCGAUGCUGAUGGCGCACCGCUACGGUCACGAACCGGUCGUCAUUGCGAACAUGGCACCCGUGUUGGAGAGCGACGGAGCGUUACGAGGGGCAGCGGAGAACGGUACGCACGGACAUGACAUCGACUCGUACAUGUACCAAACAGUGGGCUUUGAAGCGGUGGAUUCCAUUGCCGCCUGUCUCGGGCUGCCGCUUCGCCGCGGUCGCGUGAGGCGUGGGCUUGCGAAAGAUCAGUCGCUGCUCUACUCUGAGCAGCCGCCCGAGGAGGACGAAGUGGAAUCGCUGUACUCGCUUAUCAGGACAGUAAAGGAAGAGUUCCCAGAGGUGCAAGGGCUCACCAGCGGUGCUAUCCUCUCUAACUAUCAGCGCAACCGCGUCGAGCUCAUCUGCGACCGUCUGGGGCUCGAGUCCCUCGCGUACCUGUGGAUGCGCCAGCCUGAUGAAAUUCUAGACAUGGCCGACGCAUUGCACGUGCAGGCCAUCCUGGUAAAGACAGCGUCCAUUGGUUUAAUGCCACGCUGCCUCAUUGGCAAGACGCUCGAGGAGGCUCGCCCGACGCUGGAGAAGAUGGCGGAGCUCUAUCAUUCCCACCUCGCUGGCGAGGGCGGCGAGUACGAGACGAUCGUGCUGAACUGCCCUCUUUUCCAUGCAGAGCAUCUGACGGUGACGGCAUUGGAGGUGGUGAUGCAGGACGACAACGACAUUUCGCCGUCGGGGCACGGGCUGCUCACUGUGGCGCGGGUGCCCAAGUCAGUUGAGCAACAGGCAAAGGAGGCAGAGGUUCUGGCGCGUGUUCGGGCCGGCGCCGUCACGUUCCCCUCCGACACGAUGCCGCUGCUGCGUAGCUGUGCUGUUUAUCCACUGGCGCUGAGCGCGACGGCAUCCGCGCGUGGCCCGGGGGAGACUAUCGACUUGCCGCUGCCGGCCACCAUCCGCAGCGCUUUGUUUCUAGGCUCUGGGACUGCCGCCGCGCGAGACGGCAUCGCGCAUCACACGUACGCCUCUCCGCUCGAAGCUGGCGCGUCCGCUGCGGAGGCACUGAACGCGUGCCUUACUGUGCUGCAGACGUGGGCGGCGGAGCGCAGCCUCACCCCCUUCUACUAUCACUUCUCGCUCCCUGAGCCUUCCUGGGAGGUGUCGUGCCGCGCUGCGUACGCCGGCAAGGUGUCCCACGUGUGUCCGCCCGGAUUGCUUGUCACGGUGCGUGACUCACGCUCCCGAUCCGCUGCCGCUGUUGAAGCCGAAGUUCUCGCCGCGCCAACGGCGGCGAUUCAGCAGCAUGUGUUGCACGCGCAGAGCCGCAGCUGCUGGGCACUUGGCGAACCGGGGCCGCACUCGCAGGCUCGUCGCGUGGGCCUCGCCACCGGCACCUCACGAUUGUUCGUGAGUGCCACACCUGGACGUGUUCCGGCGACGAGGGAGGUGGCCACCGCCUCUGAUCUUCCUGCUGUCUGCCAGCAAUGCAUUACGGCCUUGGCCGCGGCGCAACACGGGGAAGAGACCAGCGCAGCACUGACCGACAUUGCCGCGCAAUUUGUCGUUGCCAUGUCGAACUGCGAGCGCUAUCUCACUCUCUUCGGGUGCAGCUUCGGCGACGUUGACCGUGCCGCGGUUGUUGCUACCGACGACGUUCCGGUGUCGCUGUUGCCGGCAUUGUGGCAGUGGACGACGCAGAACACAGGUGCGCUGCCGUUUGAGCGUGUCUGCCAGGUGGUCGUGGUCGGCGCCUUGAGCGGGACAGAAAAGAUUCGCGUGUCGAUGGAGUGCGUGGAGGUGAGAGGCGGCGGAGGAUAG